GGGAAAUACUUAGGGGUGGCACCUGACCAAUCACAGUACAGUAAUCUUAGACAUUACUGUUAGACGGUAUCCUCAGAGCUGUUGAAAACAAUCACCAGGUUUCAACAAAAAAUUUCUACUUGUCACCAUGUCUUCGGGAGCUCUAUUCCCCAGUCUGGUGUCCGGCUCUCGCGGGUCCUCCAGCAAAUACCUAGUGGAGUUUCGGGCUGGGAAGAUGACCCUUAAAGGCAGCACGGUGACCCCGGACAAACGCAAGGGGCAGGUCUACAUCCAGCAGACGGAUGACUCUCUCAUCCAUUUCUGUUGGAAGGAUCGCACAACUGGAAAUGUGGAUGAUGACCUGAUCAUCUUCCCAGACGAUUGUGAGUUCAAGAGGGUCAACCAGUGCACUACUGGUCGUGUGUUUGUCCUGAAAUUCAAAGCUGGCUCCAAGAGACUUUUCUUUUGGAUGCAGGAGCCUAAGACUGAUAAGGAUGAGGAGUACUGCCGUAAAGUGAAUGAGUAUCUGAACAACCCACCCAUGCCUGGAGCGCUGGGCAGUGGGGGCAGUGGGGGCAGUGGAGGGCAUGAGUUAUCUGCUCUGGGUGGUGAGGGUGGUCUGCAGAGCCUGCUUGGUAACAUGAGUCACAACCAACUAAUGCAGCUUAUCGGGCCGACUGGAUUAGGUGGUCUUGGUGGCCUUGGGGCCUUGGCGGGACCAGGCCUGGCCAGUCUCCUGGGCAGUGGGGCUUCCUCAGCCAGCAACUCUUCUACAAGUCCAACUUCAGCAGUAAGUCCCACCUCCACAUCUGCUGCCACCAGACUUGGUUCAUCCCAGGUACCAACCACACCCAUCACCCCGUCUGCUACCUCAGCAGCCUCUCCCACCAGCAGUCCCUCCACUCCUGCUGUCCCUCCUCUCUCAGCCGGCGCCUCCAGCCCCACUCAGGCCAUCCAGCUGAGCGACCUGCAGAGCAUCCUGGCAACCAUGAACGUUCCCUCCUCUGGGCAGGGAGUGGACCUGGCCAGUGUUGUGACUCCUGAGGUCAUGGCUCCUAUCCUGGCCAACACUGAGGUGCAGCAGAGGCUGCUGCCCUUCCUGCCCUCGGGAGAGGCUCUGCUGCAGAGCCCAGACGAGCUCCACAACACCAUCACCUCCCCGCAGUUUCAGCAGUCUAUGAGUAUGUUCAGCAGUGCUCUGGCAUCAGGGCAGUUGGGCCCCUUAAUGAACCAGUUUGGCCUGCCUGCUGAGGCAGUUGAUGCAGCCAACAAAGGAGAUGUGGAAGCUUUCGCCAAAGCCAUGGAAACCGAUACCAAAUCUGACCAGGAAGAUGAAUCCAAAGACAAGAAAGAUGAUGACGAAGACAUGAGUCUGGAUUAGGAACUUUCCUUCUUGAAUUUAUUGUGCUGUUGACUUAUUUACUGGCUGUUAUUAAGAAAUACCAUUAUAAAAGGUAGUGGAAUAUAAAAGUUCCUAUAACUUAAUGACAUCUUACAUCUAGAGGCAUGAAAUACACUGCCUGUUGUAUUUAUUAAUUUCUAAUGUGCACAAAGCUAAUGGAGCUUUUAAAAUAUAAAAACAGUCAAUGUAUCAUGUAUGAAGCAGUGUGCAUCACAUACAAUAAAAACCUCUGUAGAA
Osmerus eperlanus (European smelt) is the source of this 1618-nucleotide messenger RNA. Its product is annotated as proteasomal ubiquitin receptor ADRM1-like. Gene Ontology annotation, molecular function: proteasome binding; endopeptidase activator activity. The record is from RefSeq and is a predicted model, not a curated record. The transcript is spliced from 10 exons. Bases 128 to 1360 code for a protein of 410 amino acids. Gene Ontology annotation, cellular component: nucleus; cytoplasm; proteasome regulatory particle, lid subcomplex. NCBI's taxonomy places the organism in Eukaryota, Metazoa, Chordata, Actinopteri, Osmeriformes, Osmeridae.